This is a messenger RNA of Talpa occidentalis (Iberian mole), 2084 nucleotides long. It is a transcript of the gene LINGO3, whose product is annotated as leucine rich repeat and Ig domain containing 3. The record is from RefSeq and is a predicted model, not a curated record. Gene Ontology annotation, molecular function: protein binding. The transcript is spliced from 2 exons. The coding region runs from base 306 to 2084 and encodes 592 amino acids. NCBI's taxonomy places the organism in Eukaryota, Metazoa, Chordata, Mammalia, Eulipotyphla, Talpidae. Gene Ontology annotation, cellular component: extracellular region.
GAAGUUCAAAACCAAGGUGUUGGAGGGGAUGCGCUCCCUCGUGAAGCCCCACAGAAGGGUCCUUCCUGCUUCUCCCAGCUUCUGUUACAGCCAGAAGUCCUCAGCACCCCUUGGCUUGUAGACAAGUCGCUCCAAUCCCUGCCUCUCUUCACCUGGCCCUCUCCUGUGUGUCCUCGUACAGGCCCAUGGAGACAACACCCUAGCCCGGCUGACCUCGUGUGAACUAAUGGCAUCUGCAAAGACCCUAUUUCCAAAGGAGGUGCCCGCGAGGAUGGUGGCCCGGCCCUAGGCCCUCGCUCCAAAACAUGACCUGCUGGCUGUGCGUCCUGAGCCUGCAGCUCCUGCUCCUGCCCGCCGCCCCGCCGCUGGCCGCAGGCUGCCCGGCCCGCUGCGAGUGCACCGCGCAGACCCGCGCCGUGGCCUGCCCGCGGCGGCGCCUGACCUCGGUGCCCGAGGGCAUCCCGGCCGAGACGCGCCUGCUGGAGCUCAGCCGCAACCGCCUGCGCUGCCUGAACCCCGGCGACCUGGCCGCGCUGCCGCUGCUGGAGGAGCUGGACCUGAGCGAGAACGUGAUCGCGCACGUGGAGCCGGGCGCCUUCGCCAACCUGCCGCGCCUGCGCGUCCUGCGCCUGCGGGGCAACCUGCUCAAGCUCAUCCCGCCCGGCGUGUUCACGCGCCUCGACAACCUCACGCUGCUGGACCUGAGCGAGAACAAGCUGGUCAUCCUGCUGGACUACACCUUCCAGGACCUGCGCAGCCUCCGCAGGCUGGAGGUGGGCGACAAUGACCUGGUGUUCAUCUCGCGCCGGGCCUUCGCGGGGCUGCUGGCCCUGGAGGAGCUGACCCUGGAGCGCUGCAACCUCACCGCGCUGUCGGGCGAGUCGCUGGGCCACCUGCAGGGCCUGGGCGCGCUGCGGCUGCGGCACCUGGCCAUCGCCGCCCUGGAGGACCAGAACUUCCGGCGGCUCCCGGGGCUGCUGCACCUGGAGAUCGACAACUGGCCGCUGCUGGAGGAGGUGGCCGCCGGCAGCCUGCAGGGCCUCAACCUGACCUCGCUGUCGGUCACCCACACCAACAUCACCGCGGUCCCCGCCGCGGCGCUGCGCCACCAGGCUCACCUCACCUGCCUCAACCUGUCCCACAACCCCAUCAGCACGGUGCCCCGUGGGUCCUUCCGCGACCUCGUGCGCCUCCGGGAGCUGCACCUGGCCGGGGCCCUGCUGGCCGUGGUGGAGCCGCAGGCCUUCCUGGGGCUGCGGCAGAUCCGCCUGCUCAACCUCUCCAACAACCUGCUGUCCACCCUGGAGGAGAGCACCUUCCACUCGGUCAACACGCUGGAGACGCUGCGCGUGGACGGGAACCCGCUGGCCUGCGACUGUCGCCUGCUGUGGAUCGUGCAGCGCCGCAAGACCCUCAACUUCGACGGGCGGCUGCCGGCCUGCGCCACCCCGGCCGAGGUGCGCGGGGACGCCCUGCGCAACCUGCCGGACUCGGUGCUCUUCGAGUACUUCGUGUGCCGCAAGCCCAAGAUCCGCGAGCGGCGGCUGCAGCACGUCACGGCGGCCGCGGGCGAGGCCGUGCGCUUCCACUGCCGCGCCGAGGGGGAGCCGGCGCCCGCCGUGGCCUGGGUGACGCCGCGGCACCAAGCGGUCACGGGCGCCAGCGCGGGGCGCGCGCGGGUGCUGCCCGGGGGCACGCUGGAGAUCCAGGACGCGCGGCCCCAGGACAGCGGCACCUACACGUGCGUGGCCAGCAACGCGGGCGGCAACGACUCCUACUUCGCCACGCUGACCGUGCAGCCCGAGCCCGCCGCCAACCGCACCCCCGGCGAGGCGCGCAACGAGACGCAGGGCGCGCCGCGCUUCCCGCUGGACCUCACCACCAUCCUGGUGUCCACCGCCAUGGGCUGCAUCACCUUCCUCGGGGUCGUCCUCUUCUGCUUCCUGCUGCUCUUCGUGUGGAGCCGCGGCCGCGGGCAGCACAAGAACAACUUCUCCGUGGAGUACUCUUUCCGCAAGGUCGACGGCCCCGCCGCGGCCGCGGGCCAGGGGGGCGCCCGCAAGUUCAACAUGAAGAUGAUCUGA